Molecule: messenger RNA, 1949 nt
Organism: Belonocnema kinseyi
Lineage: Eukaryota; Metazoa; Arthropoda; Insecta; Hymenoptera; Cynipidae
Exons: 2
Coding region: 19-1917 (632 amino acids)
Source: RefSeq, a predicted model, not a curated record
GUGGAUUCCCGCAGCACGAUGCAGUCUGCGUAUUCACAGCAGUGUAUUGGAAUAUUGAUUGUUUCACUGGCUUGCAGUACACUUUGCCACGUCCUCAGAGAAAAUUCUAAUCGAUUAAAUUCUUGUGCCAAUAAACAAUUCAACACAUGUUACGAUGGUGAUACAAUGGCGGCUAAAAAAUCGUCACAAAUUUUGUGUACAGGUGAAAAACAGUUCUUGACUCGAAUUUUAAAGUCAAGAGCAUUUCCACGGCUUAGAAAUGAGGAACGUGUCAGAGGGCAAAAAAUACCAAGCAUUGCUGACGAAACUAAAAUAAUUCGAGCUCUACCAAUGCAUAGAAAUAAUUAUAGCCUAUUGCGAAAACAUAAUUCAUUGUGUGCAAAGUCUCCGGAAAUCAUAUUAAAGCACCCAAAAGUAAAUCCGAGUAAAAGACUUUGGAUUAAUGAUCUUUAUUUAGAGUCAUAUUCUAACUCGUUAAAAUCAUUUCAGCGAGUAGUUUUGAGGAGUGAGCUUGAACCUAAUUACGUUUUUAACUGUCAGAUAUUUUGUCUUAGAAUAUUACCUAUUCGUAUUCCUGAUUUUUCAAAAGAAAAUCAGCAUAUUUUUUACAGUCGAAAUUUAUGGGCAGGAUUAAUGAAUGGAAAAAUUAUUCGUACAGUUUGCACAUUCAAAAAUUGUCCAUUUAGAGGCACAAGAAUAAAUAAACUUCAAACGGAUAUAGAAAGUAUUUUUCAAUCAUCACAUAGAAAUAACUUUAGUCGCUUAUUUCGAACAAUGAAAAAAAUAGACCAUGUUCGAGAAUCUAGAAGUGUAACGUAUACUUCAAUCGAAAAAUUAUUAAGCCUAAAUACGUUACCUGUACAAAAUCAAAAUAGUAAGCGUGGCUCAUAUGCCGAUGUAACUACUAUGAAUGAUGGUUUCCGACUGUAUGCUGAACAUUUAAAAAUAAUGACAAUUUUAAAAAUGCAUCGACAUUAUACGGGAUAUAAUUCGCACUCACUGAUUUUAACUUAUUUGGAAGGAAGACUAAUAUCGCCUCAUUCUGCAUGUUAUCAAUUGUUUAUUCCAACGUAUAACAGAUAUUUAAAUUACAAGGUAAACUACAGUUUAAAACACAUGAAUAUUGAAAGAAAUUUUACCAUAUUUCAAUCGGAUCUUAUACAACGAACAUUAUAUGUUCAAAAUGAUGUUAAGAAGCAUAUAUCAGAAGUAAUACAGCUUUUUAAUCGUAAUUGUAAACGCAAUUAUGUGUGGUCAUUUGUGCACAAACAAGUAAUUCAAGGACAAACUAAUUAUAUGGGAAACCGUGAGGCAAAAAUUGACAUCUUAAGGUUAGAUUUAUAUAAUAGAAGAAAAGGUGAACAUAUGCGAACAGACAAGCAAAAUAAUAAAAUCACAUAUCGCCUUGGAUCAGAAGAGACAAUUGCAGCCAAAGAACGCUUUGAUCUUCAAAUUCGUACUCAUUUCCUCCCGAAAUAUGUAAAUUGUAAAAUUUAUCAACACUCUUUACCAUUUCAUUCGUCAGAAAAUAACUGUGAGAAGAUGCAUAAAGAAAAUAUGCAAAGAAUGAGUCGAAAUAAAUUUUCCCCUGAGAAUAAUAGUCAGAAGGAAAUUGCAUGUAUGAAAAGAAUGGUGAAAAAUUAUCGGCAAAACUUUCGGAGCCCUGAUAAAAGCACAGUAUUAAUUGAAUACAAGAGAAUAAACGUUCAUCAAGAACUUGGAUGGAAAAAUUACAUUGGGUCGAUAUUCCAGUUGCAUCGCCUUACAAACAAAUCAAAAGGGGUUCAAAAUAAGGAAUUGGAGAAUAUUGAUAGCAUGUAUUCUGAACAUGGAAAGAAUACUAUCAGCAUGUGGAGUGCAUGCAAUAAAGUUUUACAAUAUUUAAUCUUGAUGGUACUCUACACGUUACAUUCAUAAUUAAUUUAUGCUGGAAAUUAUAGAUUUUAAAG